AUGUCUUGUGCACUCCGACCUGUUCUUCGGCCUGGCCAGCUACCCAGUCUACCGUCUGCCACCACAUCGACGACGUACAUUUGCCAGUCAUGUAGGCAUGCAAGACUUCUCAAAAGACCCAAGCGGCCAUACACCUUCACACAGCUCGUGACCCUGUCGGACGGCAGCGCCUUCACCAUGCGAACCACCUCUCCGACACCAGUUUACAGAUCCACACGGGACACGAGAAAUUCACCUUUAUGGCACCCCACUUCGAAAGAACUACUGAGCGUGGAGGAAGAUGAAGCCGGACGACUGGCGGGCUUCCGAGCGCGGUUCGGUACAAGCUUCGACAGCGCAAAGGGAGCGAAAAAGGGACAGGAGACAACAGAAGCCCAGGCCGAUGCUACAGUAAAAGUAAACCCUCCUUCGGAAGCCAAAUCGACAAAGGAGAUCAAGUUCGAGGACGAGCACAACGAGUUUGAGCAGGAUGAUUUCAAUAUACUGGAACUAAUAAGCUCAUUUGGCCAGAAGAACCCGUCGGAGGAGAAAGGGUCGUCGGGUAAGAAGGGCGGGAAGAAAUAG
Exophiala spinifera is the source of this 564-nucleotide messenger RNA. RefSeq lists its product as uncharacterized. The transcript has a single exon. Gene Ontology annotation, biological process: mitochondrial translation. NCBI's taxonomy places the organism in Eukaryota, Fungi, Ascomycota, Eurotiomycetes, Chaetothyriales, Herpotrichiellaceae. Bases 1 to 564 code for a protein of 187 amino acids. The record is from RefSeq and is a predicted model, not a curated record. Gene Ontology annotation, molecular function: structural constituent of ribosome. Gene Ontology annotation, cellular component: mitochondrial large ribosomal subunit.